This is a messenger RNA of Culex quinquefasciatus (southern house mosquito), 5196 nucleotides long. RefSeq lists its product as uncharacterized. The record is from RefSeq and is a predicted model, not a curated record. The transcript is spliced from 7 exons. The coding region runs from base 1015 to 4932 and encodes 1305 amino acids. Gene Ontology annotation, cellular component: nucleus; cytoplasm. Gene Ontology annotation, biological process: tRNA wobble uridine modification. Gene Ontology annotation, molecular function: tRNA binding; S-adenosylmethionine-dependent methyltransferase activity. NCBI's taxonomy places the organism in Eukaryota, Metazoa, Arthropoda, Insecta, Diptera, Culicidae.
UGGGGGUAGUUUUCGCGCGACAAAAGCUGAAAAAUGAGUGCGGAAAGGUGGUUUUGCAAAGCUUGAACAAAAUUCAGCACCAUAUUUUCCUCGGAUGGGGAAAAAGGAGCGGAAAAGCGACCAGAUUGGGGUGGAAUCGCGAGCGAGAGGAAGUAUAAACGAUAAGGAAAACUGGCAGCAAAACGAGGCAGAAGAAGAAACUCCAAAAGGAAUUGCAAUCGCACUGCAAAAGGAAAAGUUCUGAACGACGAGAGCAGCGAUAUCGGGGAGGGCGAAAUCAGAUAUUUUACUUCGAUUUUUCCAUCAUCGUUAAUGUGGAGCUUCUCCUUUUUCACGAGUGUUUCCGCGGCGGGGGUUGGGUGCGGCCGGGGAAAGUCAAAGUUUUACCAGCCCUCGUUAAGCUACUGCCACCUCCAGCAGCAGCAGCAGUGCCACAAGCAGAAGAAAGCCAACGCAUAGAGGAAAAUUCCAAAAGAAAAAUCAAGGAAAAAAGGAUUAACAAUAAUGCGGUGGCCAAAAUUAGGUUUAUGAGCAAAGUUUCGAGUGGAAAGUACUGCGUGCGGAAAAGCUAAAGAAAAUUGAAAAAUAUGAUGCUACAUUUGCAGAAAAGUGAUAUUUUCCAUGCUGCUGCUCCUUCUGCAAUGGUUGUGUGAGGUCAAACACAUCGAAAAGAAGUUUGUGUUGUGAAAAUCGUGAAAAGUGGCACAAUUUAGCCACCCGCAAAAAAAAAUAAGGAAAAACAACAUCAUGCAUCGAAUUGAAACAGUGCUAUAAAAUGGUGUGAAAAUUAAACGAAAAAUUCAAACCUGCACAAAAGUGGCUUAAGAAUCUCGCGAUGGCCCCACUUGGGUCUAAAUCACCCCCAAGAAGCGAUCGUCAAACGUAACAUCCGUCUAGCAAAAUCUGCGGCCGCAAGCCAUCCGUCGUGUCCAAGAUUGUCGCGCUACGGCCAGGAACCACCGGGUAGAGAGAGCGAGAGGAGAUUCGGCACAGAUACCCGCCAGGGCUCUUCUGAUGGGCACGCUUACGUCCUCGUCCUCCCCCGCGACGGUCACCACCACCAUCACCAACUUCCACCAUCCUGUUCCGAAGACGGCGAAAAUCUGCAGCACCAGCGGCAGUCAUGAAGAAGAAACGUCUGAGAUCCGAACGACAGCGCCGGUGGCAGCCCCAACGACGACGGCGGCGGCGGCGCCAACAGCAACGGCGACAUCAACGCUGGAACGAAACAGCCGUACUGACGCCACCGGUCGGUCCGCAGCCCUGGAGCAUGCCUACGUGCACGACGUGUACGAACACUGCGAGGAUCCAGUCGGACAGGUCCGGCCAAAGGUAGCCCAGUUUCUGGCGGCCCUCGAUCCGGGCUCGGUCGUGUGUGACGUCGGCUGCGGCAGUGGCCGGUACCUGUCCGGGUUCAACCCGAUGAUCUGCACCAUCGGUGUGGACCGGUGCUUUCGGUUGGCCAAGGUAGCCCGCGAAAAGGGGGCCGAGGUGGCGAUAUGUGAUAAUCUGGAACUGCCAUUCCGGGACGAAUCGUUCGACGCGGUUCUGUCCCUGGCCGUGGUGCACCACUUUGCGACGACCGAACGGCGGGUCGGGGCCAUCCGGGAGUUGGCCCGGAUUCUGCGGAUCGGUGGCCGGGUCAUCAUCACCGUGUGGGCCAUGGAGCAGCGACACCGGCGGUUCGAGUCCCAGGACGUGCUGAUUCCGUGGCAACCGCCGAGAUCGAAGAAUGCGGCCGCCUCGGACGAGGACGACGACGAUGACUUCCUGCCGCCGUACCACGCCUACACCGAGGAUUCGACCAACUCGAGCCGGUCGGCGGGCGACGGGGACAGCUCCAGUCUGUCGUCGUCGUCCCCCGGCGAAACCUGCUACAGCUUCGUGCGACGAGCCAUACAGAAAUUGGCCGGCAGCAAAAAGAGCCCCUGGUUCCUGGAAUCGUGGAGUUCGCGCGAAACCAAACACGACAGUAGUCUCGACUACGAGGAUGCCAAGGAUCUGCCAAUCGAGCUGAGACGUCUGGAAGACUUCGACGACCUGCCGGAGCCGCCGCUGUCUGCCGGGUUGAAAAGCCGGAGCUUAGGUAGUAUAUUAAAUCCACCACCAAAAACCAUAGUUAGAUCACGUUCAAGUGUACCAAGUUUAGGUGCUCAAAUACCUGAAUCGAAAGCCACACCCGCUGAGCCAUCAGCCUCCCGAAGACCAAAACUAGUUAAACAGAAACAAUCAUUAUGUGAAGACGUAGAUUACAAGCUGUGCGAAUCGGCACAAGCCUACCGGGAGCACAUAACCCGUAACGAAUCUCGGAUUCAGCUUCUCCGGAAGCAAAGCUCCCUGAACGAGGAGUUGAUGGCCGAAAGCCGAUUGCGCGAGAAAGACCGAAUCCGGAAGCGAAUACAAAAGCAGAUGUCCUUGAACGAAUCGUUCCUCUGUCGGUCACUGUUCACCAAGCGGUUAGCGGUGAUCAAGGAGGGCUUCACGACGAAGCUUAAGACAUCCACCGGAAGUUUGGAGCGGGUCACGAAGAACGGGUUCGUGAAGAUUAUGCAAAAUAUCAAAGCGACCGCUCAAGCCCAUCACAGUCACAAUUACGCGCAAAACCGGUCUUACGAUUCGUACCCACCCGGCUAUGCACCCUACGGGCCGGAUGGCCGUCCCGGAAGCCAUCAUCUGUCCCGGAACAACUCCAUGAACAAUGGCAGCAACGGCAGCGACAAGCUCAACGGAAUGGGCACCAGCCAGGACGACUCGAAACCUCGGCGCCACUCGCGGGAGAGCGGUUCCGAAAGUUUUCGUUCCACUUUCAUUAAACGACAACGUUUCGCGGACUCUUCCAAGGACAGCAGCUUGCAGAGCGAUACCAGCAUCGAGUCCGAGGACAGCUUUGCUUCGGUGAUCUUCAUUCCAAAGCCGGAACAGCAGCAACAGACACCGAUGCUGAGCAAUAAUGGCGGCGGGGACGGGUUUGGUGCGGGCCCCUGUCGGAUGCCGUCGGGGCCAACGUCACCGAUGGUGAUGCCGUGUCCAACGCCAGCACACUCGCCGGCUCCUCCACGCACAAAACCUGGCUCCACCAGCGAGACCAACGGGUGCAGUAGCAGCGGCAACGGACUCGACGGUGCCGCCAGCCAAUUCACCUUCGAAGAUACUUCGGUUCUGCCCAAACUGGACGAAGUUUCACCCACUUCAUCGUCAUUUGUAAAUAGUGCACCUAGUUCUAGUAUUAAAAAUCUUAAGUCCCCGCCUUCAAACGCUUCGGCUUGUUCGAGUUUUACAACCGCUUCCAGCAGCAAAACCAGUAGCGCCAUCCCCGCGACGAUAGCGGCGACGACGACGGCCAGGUCUUCACCACCAGUGCAGAAGAUUACGCGGCAGCAGAUCAAGGAUUUGCCACCGAUUCCCAAGUUCCGCAAGAGUGGCAACUAUCCGAUCCUGCGCCGACAGUCCUCCACAAGCAGCGCAGCAACGGCUCCUGUAGUGCCAAAAUUGUUAUCUCUAGAACUGUUCAACCCGGAGACGGACGACCUGGACAGCGAUUCCAGCGAACCUUCCUCGCCGGACUCGAUCGACAGCGUGAUCAGUGCGUUACGUCCAUCGGUGUCACCACAACCAGCAGUGACAGCUGCGAACGCCGCACCCCAACCCACGACUCAACCCUCAACGAUUCCUCCGCUAGUCGAAGCAGCGGCGGUCGUUGCCCACAAGUUGGAAGACGCCGUCGGGCUGGUCUUACGGGAAAGUGAAUCCAAAUCAACCAAACUGCCCAACGGAGUGCCACCCGGCGCCAGCAGUACCAACGAUACCGACCUGGACGACAUCUCCUGCCGGCAGCACUUGGUUGACUUUGCCGAGAAACUAAGCGCCCAACUACUCAAAGAACUGGACAGCGAGAAACAACGCUGCGAAAGCAGUUUCGACGAAGACGACGACGUGUUCAGCGAGGGUAAACUCAAGCAAAAGACUCUGACCCUUUCCGACGCUCAUCCGAUCACGGAUCCGUACCUCAAGAAGCUCAACGGCGACCUCAGAGAUCUGAACCAACUGCGAGCGGAACUGCGCGAGAGACGACUCAUGCUUGCCAAUCUGAGCCACAUCGGAUGCAGCAGCGGGUUGGGUGGCAGCAACGACUCGCUUGGCCCCAUCAGCUACGGAUCUUCGAUGACGCCGAUCAUCCAAGAGGAAGGUUCCGACGAUGACGAGGACGAAGACGAACAACAACAACUGCACGAGUCCUGCGAAAUGGAACACGAAGACUUUGACGGCUUCUACGGCCUGCGCGGAAACAUGAAGAAUCUCAGCAAAAACGACGAGUUCGUCAUCAUCCCCGAGCUGGACGAGGAAGACACCGAGAUGGCGAGUGACACAGCUUUACUGAUACAGGAAGAGGAUAGCUCAGAGGAGCAUCCUCAAAACACGGACGUAGAUCUUCUAGGCAACAGUAACAAUAAUAGUGCGAAUGAUAGCCAUCAAACUAGCAGUAGUAGACCUAGCUUACCCCCCAAAACGAUACAUUUGAGCUCCUCUCAGCUUCCGGGCGCCAGCCCCGGAAAUCACUCACAGCAUCAAAGCAAAUCCACGACUCAACCUCCUCAGCUCCAACCGGCAACAGCAGUGCCAGUCCUAACCACGCUCUCAGCUGAACCCAGCAACAGCAAGCAAAAGAUGGUGGGCACGGCCGCGGCGAACAAAUCGUCAAUCGAAUCUCACGCCAGCGUCGAAUCGUGGGCCCACUCGAACAGUUCGGCCUCGCUGGACAGCCCGUCGGCGGGCGGGGCGGCCACCCACCACCGGUACUACCACGUGUUCCGCGAGGGCGAGCUGGACGCGCUGAUCAAUCACCACGUGACCAGCCUGCACAUCGUGUCUUCGUACUACGAGCGGGCCUCGUGGUGUGUCGUCGCCGAGAAGGUGCAGGUGUGGACGAUCUAAGAUAGGGUGGGGCUUGGUUUGUCCUGUUUUUUUUUGGCUGAACAUUUGAUCACCUAUAAUUUACAAUAAAAUUUGAGUGGUAAAUGCGCUCAAUAAUCAUCAACCUCCAUAUUGGCCACCAUCUUUGAAAACACAUUCCCAGAUCACUUUGAAGCAUUCUUACAAUCACAUUUGGAGCCUAACAUUUCAAAAGGACACAUAACCUUUCACUUUUUAUUAUUAGAAUUGUGUUUUUAUUAGAAUUUAACAGUUCUGCUCCAGGAU